This is a messenger RNA of Capsella rubella, 1008 nucleotides long. RefSeq lists its product as uncharacterized. Lineage: Eukaryota; Viridiplantae; Streptophyta; Magnoliopsida; Brassicales; Brassicaceae. Bases 1 to 1008 code for a protein of 335 amino acids. The transcript is spliced from 7 exons. The record is from RefSeq and is a predicted model, not a curated record.
AUGUUGUUCUAUAGAACUACUACGGUCAAACCGUUUGAUGAUUUUCCAACUAAAAUUCCUGAAAAAUAUUUCCGAGAGUUUUCUGAUAUUUUGGCCGGAAAAGCAGAAAGACAUUUGUUGAUCGAUGUAAUUGGCCAGAUUGUUAACGUCGACUGUCUUGAGAGUAUCAAAACUAAAGGGAAGGAUAAUGUGAAACUAGCUUUCGAAUUGCAAGAUCUGAAGUUGCCAUCCGAGGUCGUCGAUUUAGUUCAGAUUAAUAAUGAGCCUAAAAAUGAACUUCCAAAGGUCACGCUAUAUGAAGAGUUCUUCGUAUUCAAUGAAAAGAUGACAAUAGACGACAUACUUUAUGCACUAGAGGUGCGUACAUGUGUUACAAUUGCAAAAAUUAUUUCCGUAGAGGCACUGCCUAAAUGGUAUUACAUUGCUUGCAAAGCCUGUAAUAAAAAAGUUCAGCCAUACCCGUUAGAUUCUCAAGUCGGAAAAGAACGAUUAUACAGCUGUGGUGUUUGCGAUAAAGAUGUUACAGAAGUUGAUUGCAAGUUUAAAUUGAUAUUACAUGUCUCAUAUGGAAGUUCUCCAAGUAUUAGACUGCUUUUCUUUGAUGGUCUGUCUCAACUACUAAUUGGAAAAAAGGCUGAUGAAUUGGUUGCACAGUUAGCUGAGGAUGAUCCUUCGAGCAUUCCCAUUGCUAUUUCUUCUUUUAUUGGAAAAACUAUGUUGUUCAAGGUUUCAAUCACAAAUGACAAUUUGAAGAGUUCCAAAUCUGCUUAUGUUGUUGAAAAAUUUUGGGGAAAAGAAGAUAUGAUAGUACAAUUUGUAAAGGAGAGCUAUGGAAAUGUCGAUGUCAAUCCUCGGAUUCUGGAAAUUACCGAUGGAAUAGACGAAAGUUCUUCGGCUGAUUCGGUUACAUCUUCGUCGAAGAAGAGAACUUCUCGAAAGAGUGGCGACUCCGCGAAUAGUCAUUAUAUGAUUACAAGGAAGAAGAUCAAAACCGAAAAACCAACAUAG